GCCUAAGUUUGCGCGGACUGUGCAUUCCUCCCAACCACCCAAUCCGUUUACGCGCAGCAAAGCUUUCUGGUAGCGAUAAUUGUUUUUGUGUUGCAAUCCAAGCUUAGAUCCACUUGAAGCCAAGGCUACCGCCGAUACCCAAUCCGUCUACGCGCAAACGCGCCUGCCCUCCGAUGCAUAUAUGAAUAAGUUGAGAACUCCGACGCGCGACACCAAGCCGAGUCUCCUACGCGCCAGAACUUGUUCGGCCUGCAAAUCUUGCAGAAUGUCAAAGUCACACGGCCCGCAGGUUGAGGCUGGGCCUGAGGUGCCCGAGGUGGAUACAGAGCAACUCGGCUUCAAAGUGCUCAAGCAGGGAAAACAAGGCCCCAAAAAGGUCAAGAUACUGCCCCGCCCAUGGCCUGUCGAUGCUCUGCCUCCUGCCUCUGCGAACCUGCUCUCCGUCGCAUCCAAGCCCGGCCUGCUCGCUGCUGCUGGCCCCAACAUCCUCGUCAUCGCAUCUACCGACGCCGUGCGCAACGCCUUCCAGAACAAGACAACAGCCGACGAGAUCGAGAAUGCCGAUGAUCCUCGCCUGGACGAGCGCGACAUUGACGUUGUCGCAGACUUCACCCCCGACGUGACCAUCUCCACCCCCAACCUCCGCCAUGUCGUCUUUUCUGCCAAUGGAGACUUUCUUGCCGUCGCCGCUGAAGAGAGGCCCACACUGCACAUAUACGACGUUGCGGCCGUUGUCGGCGCCGGGAAAAAAGAUGCGUCGAUAGACAUCGACACCGAUUCUACAGUACGCGCCCUUCUACCGAACCCCGUCCCCGAAACCGAACAGUACUUCGCAACGGUCACCGACGCUGGGAAACUCAUGACGUUCGACGUGGCAAGCGGCAACAGGAUGACUCUUCGUGAAUCCGGCGUCACCUGCGCCGCCUGGAGCGCACGAGGCAAGGCUUUGGUUUCUGGUUCCACCGACGGUAGCUGCGACAUACACAUGGCCAAUGGAGACCUCAAGGGAACCAUUCCACGCGCUCCAGACGUGGAUGAGACCUACGAGGUAUCUGGCGUGACAUGGUUGAAAACAGAGGAGUUUGUCGUUGUAUACUCGCUCAUCAAACAAGAGGACGAAGAGAACCCAGAGCCAAAAAAGAUCAGUGUCAUCACAUCGGCCAAGGGCUGGGGAUCCUUUACAUAUAAUGCAUUUCCUUGGGAUCCCUUCUUUGAGGCUGCCGAAGCGCCACGUCGGCCACUCCCUGCGCGCAUGUCCUUUACUCGACUGCGAAACUGGAAGCCCGAUCUUAACGACAUGCUCAUCAUUACAACCUCACACGCAGAUACGAUUGGCAUACUCGCCUCGACGAGCAACAAAAUCUCUCCCAACCAGGAAGUUUGCAACGAACCCAUGUGGAUUAGCAUCGACGACGCAAAGAAGGCGGCUGUGCCACGAACCGUAUAUGGUAAGGACAUGGACAGUGUACUCAUAGGUGAGGCGCUUGAUCUGUCGAGCAAGGAGAAGAUUCUGCGCCCAAUUGCCGCUUUGGAGGAAAUCAACGAGGCUCCUUGGCCCUUACCUGCCUACGUCACUCUUACUCACGAGGGUCUCCUUGCUGCCUGGUGGGUCAUGUGGGAUAAGUCUAUCGAGGCGGGUGAGCGCUACCCCGACUUGAUUUUCAACAGUGAAGCGACAAAGUUGGGUUCCUCUACUUCUGCUGCUACUCCGUCCAAGCUCCCAGUCGCCACUACCGCAUUCGGAAGAAGUGCAAACGGAACACCACACACUCCAGCAGGCUCCAUUUCUCUUGGUCGCUCCAACACGCCCGGAACUUCUUCUAUUCCCCAAUUUAGCCAUAAUCACAAUCACAAUCACAGCCACGCCACAUCUGGAUCCCCAACACCUGCCCUCAUGAGACCUACACCGCCAGGCUUCGGGACCCCCGGAUACGGCACUCCCAGUAGCAGCAACAUACCUACUCCCACGUUCGGUAAGCCAGCGCAACCGGCCUUUGGCGCACCGUCGUCCAUGGGCACUGCUGCACCACCAGCUUUUGGCGCACCCUCUGCGGUAGGCGCCGCUUCAAAGCCAGCCUUUGGCGCGCCUUCUGCAGUUGGUGCUGCAGGCGGCUUUGGAUUUGGAAAUGCGGGUGGCAUGGGUAGCAAACAGUCUCCAUGGGGCGCAUCCGCGCCUACCUCUGAUGCCAAGGCCAACCCUUUUUCGGCAGCUGCAGGAACAUCGUCUGGGUUUGCCAAAUUUGGACAGACUGGAGGGGCCUCGUCGUUUUCGAACUUUGGAACCAAUUCGUCUGUGACGGCAGAGUCUGGGUUUGCUGCUCUCGGGCAGAGCCAACAAAAUUCUACUCAGGGCACUUCGGGCUUUGCGGCACUUGGCGGCCAGCAAAAUCCUACCCAGGGAGCGUCUGGUUUUGCGGCUCUUGGACAGGGUCAGCAGAAAUCUGGCUUCUCGGGUCUGUCAAAAGAGCCAAGCUUUGGUUCCACGGUCACCGUAGCUUCUGCCAAUGGAUCAUCACUACAGGGUAGCUCAAUCUUCGGACAGCAGAACAAGUCUUCAUUCAACACAGCUUCCUUCGAGUCGAAGACGUCUGAUACGAGUGAAGCAGAUGCUGCUCGGAAGCGGGACGAGGCUACACCGACACCCCAAGCUCCGGCAUCGCAAGGCAUGUUUGGUCUCGAAGGCGGCUUCAAGCUUGGUACCACAUUCGCCAGUGAUGGUACCGCCAAGGACGACCUUGCAAAGCCUGCCGCUCCCACAAACGGCUCGUUCUUCGGUAGCGACUUUUCGAAUAUGCUUGGUAAGACAGGAAUGAAGCCGCCGGCUACUCCUGCUAGUGAAUUUCCCCCAGAGUAUGCUUCCACCACGCCAGCAUCUCCGCCAAAGUCAAAGACACUGUUCCCAAGUGACACACCUGCUAAAGGAAGUGCGACCCCCAAGGCAGCACCUCCGGUUCAGGAGCCAGAUGACGCACCUCUUCCACCAGACUUUACCAAAGUGAAACCUUCAAAGACCGAGGAUGGACCCCUUCCACCUGAUCCCAUCGAUACAAAGCUGGCACAGUCGGCCGAUGAUGAUCUGCCCCCUCUUGCUGGCAGCCCGGGUGUCGAGGUUGAAGCUCCCAGCUCAUCGGUCGAGGCGUCCCCGAUUGACAACGGAGAAGAGGACGAGGAUGAAGAUGAAUUCUCAGAGGAUGAUGAGGAGGAGGAAGACGAAGAUGACGAAGAGGCAGAUGAGACGUAUCCACCGAACCGUGCUUCAAAACCACACACUCAACCACCGCGCUUCUUUCCUCCUGCAUCAACUCCUCCUGUCUUGAAGUCUGCUUCUCGAAUUCAUCGGGAACCGCUAGUCGCACCUGGUGCAUCGUUGAGCUCUUCCAUCCAAGGUUCUGGCCCACCUACGCCACAGCUCGAAGACGAAGAAGACGAGCGUAUGCGGGCACAACUUGCGCAGCCAAUCGAGCCUAGUCGGGAUCUCGAGGAGUUUGUAGCAUACCAGAAUUACACCGGCGGUAAAUCGCCUAGCAAGACUGGCCAUGCUGCUCAAAUUGAGAUGAUUUACAAAGACAUUAACGGAAUGAUCGAUGCGCUUGGCUGGAACGCACGGUCUCUCAAGUCUUUCACGCAAUACCACCAACAGCCUCGGCCCGGCCACAAAAUCGACCGGAGCGUACUGGAGCGUGCUCAGCAUGAGGGGCACCAUGGUCCGUGGUUCGAUGACUUUACACUGUGCGAGAUCAAGGCGUUGAGGUCUCUCGAGGAGGAUCUGGAACAAGAGCUUGACGAUGGCAGACUACAAGGAGUGCUUGAUAAGCUCACACAAAUUAGCCGUUUGCUUCGCGAUAAGGCCAAGCUUUUGACCCGUCUCAAUGAUGUCCGUCGCGAAAUCAUCAAUCGCAAGGACCCGGCAAAGGCAGAAGCACUUCGCAAAGCACCCUUGCCAAAGGAACUUGCCGAUGGCCAGAAGGCUCUUCGCAACGACUAUGCCCAGCUACUGACACUGCUCCGCAAGGCUGAAGAUGCCGUGGCAGUCCUCCGCUCACGCCUGGCUACACACAGUGCUCAAAGCGGCAACACUAAGAACGUCCCGACCAUGGGAAACGUCAGGAAAACAGUUCUCAAACUUGCCGACUUGGCCGAGCGCAAGAACAACGAAAUCCUCAUCUUUGAGGCCGAGCUGCGCAGAAUGGGCCUUGCAGACUCCAGUCGCCCAUCCUCGCGUGCAUCCUCUUCCCGCAAUGCCGGUACGCCGCGGCCCUCGCGCGGCACCAGUCUCCGCAACAGCAUCGCCGAUAACACACCGUAUCUCACCCCGCCCACCAACCGUACCAGGAUGACGCUAAGCGAAGUUAACCGGCGCGCUCUAACACCAGACGUCGAGGCUACGCCAACACCCGGCAAGGGCUACGGUCUCUUUUACACGCCAGAGGGUAGUCCGUCAUCCGGCAAAGGCAUGGAAGUCAGCCGUCUGGGUGAUUUGGUAGAUGAGCACAUGGAUACUCUGAGGGAGACGGCGAAGAGUCGGAAACAGGUUGCGAACGGUUUGAAGGCUGCGUUGUUGAAGCGGGGCGUCAAGGUUACCAAGGUCCAUUAA
Molecule: messenger RNA, 4594 nt
Organism: Pyrenophora tritici-repentis Pt-1C-BFP
Lineage: Eukaryota; Fungi; Ascomycota; Dothideomycetes; Pleosporales; Pleosporaceae
Source: RefSeq, a predicted model, not a curated record